UGAUAGCAACAUGGCGGAGAUGAUUGAAAGCGAAUCUGCUGAAACAUUACUAUCUAUAAAAAAUGGUGGUUAUCCGUCGAUCGACGAAAUUAAAACUGAAAUAAUAGAUGAUGAUACAAUGGAUUUGGAUGAUCAACAAAUCUCGAAUAACUCGAUGGAUUCGCACAUGGAUACGGAAGAAUCUGAUCCGAUCCCUGAACUUGGUCCCGCUGCUUUAGGACUUCAAAGAGUAGGUACUCAACCUCCGCCAAAGCCAAAUCCUCCUACUCAACCAGUUCAAGUUCUAAACCGGAGAGGAAUGCCGGCAAGAAUAAGAAAAAAAAAUAAAUUAUUUUACGACGAUAUAUUAGUUAAUCAUCCACAUCACAGAAUUAAAAAGGAUCCAUCCCAUCCAGACGCUAAACAAUCUCCCAAAAAAGUACCUAGACCAUCUCCAGCAAAAAAGCAAAAUAGACUAAACAACGAGCCACGAAAAAAUAGUAAUAUGUUAAUCCAGUCGUUAACGCCUGCAGUGACGCCAAUUAAACAGGAAAAAGAGCCCGAUAAACCAUUACAACCUUCGUCUCCAGAUCGUAAAAUUGGACAAAAAAUUGGUAUGAGAUUGAGAAAUUUAUUGAAGUUACCAAAAGCACACAAAUGGGUUUGUUACGAGUGGUUUUAUAGUAACAUUGAUAAAACACUUUUCGAAGGCGAUAAUGAUUUUAUGAUAUGCUUGAAGGAAUCGUUUCCACAAUUAAAAACUCGGAAAUUAACUCGCGUUGAAUGGUGUAAAAUAAGAAGGAUGAUGGGUAAACCACGACGGUGCUCUCAAUCGUUUUUUGAAGAAGAAAGACGAGAGCUAGAAAGAAAAAGACAAAAAAUUCGAAUGCUACAACAAAGAAAAGCUGCGGAUGUUAAUAGUUUCAAAGAUUUACCACCAGAAAUACCAUUGCAAUUAGUAAUAGGUACGAAAGUUACGGCAAGACUGAGGAAACCACAAGAUGGAUUAUUCACUGGAAGUAUCGAUGCAGUGGAUACUAGUAAUAAUACAUAUAGAAUUACAUUUGAACGAGCUGGACUUGGAACACAUAGUGUUCCAGAUUAUGAAGUAUUGUCAAAUGAGCCACCGGAAACAAUAAGCGUUGCUUCGUUUGCUCAAAAGUUUAGACCGAGACAUGUACAAUAUGUACCUUCUCCGCCAUAUGCAAUGAAGUUAAUGUCUCCGCGUCUGAAUAAUGAUCCUUUAAUAUCUAACGCUUCUGUAAAUUUGCCAAAGAAAUCUCAUAUUGGUGGAACAAUGAAUGGUUAUCCUUUAAAAUUGCUUGAAUUUAUGGUAAAAGUAAAUAAAAUACUAGCUGCGAAAAAGAUAAAAAUUAAAAAAUUAAAAGAGAUGAACAGUGAAGCAGAAAAAAGACGAUCUUUUGGGGAACCACUUUCACCAGAUUUUGAAAGAAGAUACGCAGGAAUUGUGGUUGAAUUAGAGAAGAUGAAUACUGCUCUUCAGGACUUUCUUAACGAUGUCCAAGAGUUAUGUCAAGAAAUGGCUCCUGAACCGAGCGUGGCUGCUAUGCUAGCCCCGUCUCACCUUCGCGAGAAAUGUAGGCAAGAAGCUGCAGAUAUGGUCGCUAGAAAUAAUACCGUCAAUGACAAAGAGCCUGGAAAAAUGACGCAAUUGGUAACAGAUUUAACCGCUCUUAUGCUUCAAGUGAAGAGUCUAUCCGAUUCAGAUCGAAAUGCAUACGAGUUAAAAGUAUUACAGGGCACUAUGGAACAAAUACGUUCAAAACUGAGUCCACAAAAUCAACAAGUUUUUCAAAAUUGUGUCGAAAUACAUAUGCAACAUAUACAAUUAGGUCUCGGACAAAGAGGUGCUUUAACACCAUUUAUGGCCCAAAGGGCUUAACAAAUGUAAAAGUAAUCUUCGCAAUACUUUUAACAGAUGUACAUACAUUACUAAAACACGAUAUAGAACGUAACACACUUGAAUAUUUUAUAAGAAAAUCGAACUUUAUUUUAUUAUAUUUUGUAUAGGGCAUAUCAUUAUUAAAGAGUACCUAUAUUAGUAGAAUACAAAUGUGUAUUACACUAUUUCUGUACAUACGAUGUUUCUAAAAAUGUUUUUCCAAGCUGCAUUCUAUAGAUGCGUUUUAGGGUAAUUAUGCUGUGCUGUUAUUUUGCAUUAAACGUUUAAAAAUGUUCACGUUUGAAAGAUUUACAUGUCAGCUUUGCAAUUUAAAUACAACACGAAGUUAUCUAUCAAUGACUAAAUCCAAGUUACAUUAAUACAA
Messenger RNA from Colletes gigas, 2267 nucleotides. Its product is annotated as protein lin-9 homolog. Gene Ontology annotation, cellular component: nucleoplasm; transcription repressor complex. Gene Ontology annotation, biological process: DNA-templated transcription; regulation of cell cycle; regulation of transcription by RNA polymerase II. The transcript is spliced from 7 exons. NCBI's taxonomy places the organism in Eukaryota, Metazoa, Arthropoda, Insecta, Hymenoptera, Colletidae. The coding region runs from base 11 to 1882 and encodes 623 amino acids. Gene Ontology annotation, molecular function: DNA binding. The record is from RefSeq and is a predicted model, not a curated record.